Molecule: messenger RNA, 1436 nt
Organism: Cygnus olor (mute swan)
Lineage: Eukaryota; Metazoa; Chordata; Aves; Anseriformes; Anatidae
Gene: BSX
Product: brain specific homeobox
Exons: 3
Coding region: 227-937 (236 amino acids)
Biological process (GO): regulation of DNA-templated transcription
Molecular function (GO): DNA-binding transcription factor activity, RNA polymerase II-specific; DNA binding
Source: RefSeq, a predicted model, not a curated record
CCUGGGGGAAUUAUUUCUUAUCGGUGGUUUUUUUUUUUUUGGCCUUUUCUGGUCUUUAUUUAUUUAUUUAUUUGUUUGUUUGUUUGUUCGUGUGUUUGUCGUCGCCCUUAGUUUUGCUUCUUUUGCUUUGUCCCGGGACGCGCAGCCGGCCGCCCUCUCCCCCGCGGCAGCCAGCGCGCAGCCCGGCUCCGUCCCUUCCCCGCUGCCCAGCGAGGGGACGGCGGCGAUGAACCUCAACUUCACCUCGCCCGUGCACCCCGUCUCCGCGCCCCGGCCCACCUCCUUCUUCAUCGAGGACAUCCUGCUGCACAAGCCCAAACCCUUGCGGGAGGUGCCCCCCGAGCACUUCCCCGGCUCCUUGGCCUCCCGCGUCCCCCUCUUGGACUAUGGCUACCCCCUGAUGCCCACCCCGACCCUGCUGGCGCCUCACGCGCACCCUGCCCUGCACAAGCCGGAGCAUCACCACCACCACCCCUAUUUCCUCACCGCCUCGGGAGUGCCGGUGCCGGCCCUGUUCCAGCCCCACGCCGCCCCCGAGCUGCCCGGGAAGCACUGCCGCCGCCGCAAAGCCCGCACCGUCUUCUCCGACUCGCAGCUCUCCGGCCUGGAGAAGCGCUUCGAGAUCCAGCGCUACCUCUCCACGCCCGAGCGGGUGGAGCUGGCCACGGCUCUCAGCCUCUCCGAGACCCAGGUGAAAACCUGGUUCCAGAACCGGCGGAUGAAGCACAAAAAGCAGCUGCGGAAAACCCAAGACGACCCCAAAGGGGCUGGGGGCGAGGAGAGCCGGGGGCAGAGCUCCCCCGAGCCCGAGCUGCCCGAGGGGGCCGCCGCCGAGCCCCGCAAGGGCCCCCCCGGCCCCUUCCUGCUGCAGGACCCCGAGGACGAGGUGGACAUCCUGGAGGACGGGGACCUCCUGGCCGCCCCCCACCGCCUCUAGGGCCGGCUUCGCCCAGCCCCGACCCCGCAAAUCGCCCCUCGCCCCCCAGCCUCCAGUAGUGCCGGAGCCCAGGGGGAUGGAGGGGGGGUGUUUCUGGAUGGAGGAGGUGAUUUGGGGGGAGGGGGGGGGACACACACAGCACGACCCCUGCCCGCAGGGGUGAAGGCAGCGGGGGGCUCUGCGGAGCCUCCACCUACCCCCAGCGCCGCCCCAAACCUCAGCCUGGUGGGGAGAAAAAAAAAAAAAAAAGCGCCUUUCCAUUUAAAUUUUCCUUUCCCUUGGAAAUAUCGGACUUUUCCCCGUUCCCUGACUUUUCCUCGGUUUUCCAAGGAAAAAACGAGGGCACCGGGAGCGGCGGCCGGGGGGUGCCGCCCCCAGCCCCAUAGGACCCCGCCGCCUCCCUCCGGAGCGCUGUGGGUCGGGUUUGGGUCCGGGCAGAGCUUCCAGGGAAGGCGUUUUGCUGGCCAAAAGAAUUGUACAAACGCCCUGCCGAGAUCCA